AUGGCAACGCCAGUCGUAGGGGCCGCGGCGCAAGUGGGAGCGAGUGGGGGCGCAACGGCAGCGAGGGCGGCGGACGCGGAGAGGGCGCAACUGGUGCAGCAGCUGAACCUGGUGGGCGUGCGCGCACGCGUGGCGGAGCUGCAGGGCAGCAUCGCGCGCGUCAUGGGCGCCUUCCACGAGCAGCACGUGCACCUCAAAUGCUGGGUGCGAACGGGCAGGCUGCGUGUCCCUUGGAGGCUGGCGGGCAGGGCAGGGGGAGAUGCACUAGGCGGGGAGAUGCACUAG
Messenger RNA from Closterium sp. Naga37s-1, 285 nucleotides. NCBI's taxonomy places the organism in Eukaryota, Viridiplantae, Streptophyta, Zygnematophyceae, Desmidiales, Closteriaceae. The record is from the annotation of a GenBank genome assembly.